UAUAAGUAACUAAUUACAAAGUAGUGUUAUUUAUUAAAUUAUUAAUACCUGUUUUGUUUCUACAACCUCAAGCGACUAUUAAUGUACUUAGGAAUAUACUUACUCCACAAGAGUAAUUCCCGCUAACUACAGUCUAUAUGUGAGAGACUGAUUUUUUAUUAUAAGAUUAAUUAAAGAUUUUAUAGCCAAUUUUGUAACCGGAACAAAUUAAAUCUGAGCCAAAUGAAGAUUAAUAAGAAGCUCCUACCCAUAAAGGGUCACUACUUCCUAUUCAAUGCGGGCACGGCGCCGCUGGUGCCGUACCUGUCGACGUACGCGCGCCAGCUGGGCUUCCCCGCGGAGACGGUCGGCCUCAUCUACACCGUGCUGCCGGUCUGCGGGCUCAUCGCCAAACCGCUGUUCGGGGUCAUUGCCGACAGAUUCAAGAUCCAGAAGCUGCUGUUUAUUCUGUUCCAAGUGUUGACGAUAGUGAGCUUCGGCGCGAUCUACUUCAUCCCCCCCGCCGCCGCCCCCGCCGCAGCCCCCGCCGUGGCGCUCGGCUGCGAGGCGGGCGCCGUCGCGCUGCGCGUGUGCCCGCACCGCCCCCUACUCGACUCCCCGCACCUCCAGACACCCAACUGCACAGUGAGAUGCGACAUGUCCAGUGCCGCGUGGCGGGCGCUGUGCGGCGCCUGGCCCGUGCGCGCCCGCAACGCCGCGCUACAAGACGUCGGUAUCUGGGACGAUUGCCCGGUAUCGGCAAAUGGCGGCAGGCUGGAGCUCCACACCGCGCACCUGCGAGACGACGACCGCUGCACGUACCUCGCGGUGCAACACAUGCGACGGGACGACGGUGUGUUGGUGCUGGGUGACGACGCGUGUUCGCCGGCCGCCGCGUCGCGCUACGAGCCCCUCCCUGCCGCCUGCGACCUCGUCUGCUACACCAUCGCGCCGCGCGAGGAGAGCGCGGGGGCGGGGUCGCCGUACACGCGGCAGUUCGGGCUGUUUUUCGCGCUGAUGAUCGCGAGCUGGGUGGGGCAGGCGGUGGUGGUGACGUUCGCGGACGCCAUCUGCUUCGGCGUGCUGGGCGACCGCGCGCCGCUGUACGGCCGCCAGCGCCUGUGGGGCUCGCUGGGCUGGGGUGUGGUGUCGCUCCUGACGGGCGCGCUCGUGGACGCGCUCAGCGACGGCGCGGUCAAAGACUACACCGUGGCGUUCGCGCUCAUGGCGGUGUUCCUGGCGGGUGACGUGGCCGUGUCGUGCGUGCUGCGCCCCCCGCCCCCCGCGCCCGUUGGCGCCGGCCUCGCGGACGUGGCGGCGCUGGUGUUGUCGGCGCCGCACGCGCUGUUCGCGGCGUGGUGCACGGCGGCAGGGCUGUGCACGGGCCUGCUGUGGAACUUCCUGUUCUGGCACCUGGAGGACGUGGCGGCGGACCCCGCCUACGUGAAGACGCAGCAGGGACUCGUUAGCGCGGUGCAGACGUUCGGGGGCGAGAUCCCCGCCAUGUUCGUGUCCGGCUGGGUAGUGCGGCGCGCGGGCCACGCGGCCGCCAUGAGCGUCGUCCUACUCGCGUUCGGCGGGCGCUUCCUGCUGUACUCUGCGCUGCGGGACGCGUGGUGGACCCUGCCGGUGGAGCUGCUGCAGGGGCCGACGAUGGGGCUGCUGUACCCGGCGAUGGCGGGGUACGCGGCUCGCGCGGCGCCCCCCGGCGCGGCGACCACGGUGCAGGGAUUGGCGGGCGCGGUGUUCGAGGGCGUGGGCGUGUCGCUGGGUAGCCUGGCGGGUGGGCAGCUAUACGCGGCGUGGGGCGGGGCAGCCACGUUUCGUUGGUUCGGCGUCGGCGCGCUGGCGUGCGGGGUGCUGCACGCCGGUGCCGCGCGCCUGCUGCCCGCGCCCUCCCCGCCGCCGCCGCACAAGCACGCCGACACGGACACCGCCGACACCGCGCCCGCGCUACCCACCGACCACUUUUAAACUUUACGCCGUACUCAGAGACAUUUCA
Molecule: messenger RNA, 1981 nt
Organism: Aricia agestis (brown argus)
Lineage: Eukaryota; Metazoa; Arthropoda; Insecta; Lepidoptera; Lycaenidae
Gene: Sugb
Product: major facilitator superfamily domain-containing protein 6
Exons: 8
Coding region: 223-1953 (576 amino acids)
Cellular component (GO): membrane
Source: RefSeq, a predicted model, not a curated record